GCCAUUUCGAGGCGGGAGCGGAUCGCGAGGCGCUGCCCCGGUGGUUCGCUCGCCUUGUCGCCCGUCGGCCCGGUCGCGUCGAGCCCCCAAGCACCGUGAGAGGGUCGAGGACGGGGACGAGGAGGAGACCCUAGAAAGGCGGCAUCAUGGGUGACCUGAAAAACUUCUUGUAUGCCUGGUGCGGGAAAAGGAAGGUGACCCCAACCUAUGAAAUAAGAGCCGUGGGGAACAAGAACAGGCAGAAGUUCAUGUGUGAGGUUCGAGUGGAAGGAUUCAACUAUACUGGCAUGGGCAACUCUACAAAUAAAAAAGAUGCGCAGAGUAAUGCUGCCAGAGACUUUGUCAAUUACCUGGUCCGAGUGAAUGAAGUCAAGAGUGAAGAAGUGCCAGCUAUGGGGGUGGCACCACCAACUACUGAAACACCUGAUGCAGCAGCAGCAGCCGCUGCCGCCGCCGCAGCAGGAACGGGUAGUGGUGGAGAGUUCCCAACUACCUCUGGAGGACCCCUGCCUCCACAUCUGGCCAUUAAGGACGAGGGAACUUUGACUGCUGAAGGUGGAGAUUCUGACUAUGACGGUGGUGGUGCUGAUGGCCAGUGGGAUCAUGGAACAAAUAUGAAGGAUUACUACACGAGGAAGGAGGAACAAGAAGCCCAAGCGACUCUAGAGUCAGAAGAAGUGGAUUUAAAUGCUGGGCUUCACGGAAACUGGACCUUGGAGAAUGCUAAGGCUCGGCUGAACCAAUUUUUUCAAAAGGAAAAAGUCCAGGGAGAAUAUAAAUACACCCAAGUGGGUCCAGAUCACAACAGGAGCUUUAUCGCAGAAAUGACUGUGUACAUCAAGCAACUGGGUCGAAGAAUCUUUGCCCGUGAGCAUGGAUCAAACAAAAAGUUAGCAGCACAGUCUUGUGCACUGUCCCUGGUCAGACAGUUCUACCAUCUUGGGGUAAUUGAACCUUACUCUGGACUGACAAAGAAGAAGGAAGGAGAGUCGGUGGAACCUUAUACCGUGAACCUGUCUAACGACUUAGAGCAUCAGCUGCAGAAUGUCGUACAGGAACUGUGCCUGGAGAUCUUGCCACCACCUGAAGAUCCCAGUUUUCCAGUUACCCUCAACAUGGGUAAACUGGCCCAGUUUGAACCAUCCCAGCGACAGAGUCAGACUGGAGUUGUCCCCUGGUCGCCCCCUCAAUCGAACUGGAAUCCGUGGACCAGUAGCAACAUUGAUGAGGGCCCCUUGGCCUAUGCUACCCCAGAGCAGAUAAGUGCAGACCUGAAAAAUGAACUCAUGUACCAGCUCGAACAGGAUCGUGAUCUAAAAGCGAUUCUGGAGGAGAGGGAGAUGCUGCCAGUGAAGAAGUUUGAGAAAGAAAUCCUGGAAGCCAUCCAUCACAAUUCUGUUGUCAUUAUCCGUGGUGCUACUGGAUGUGGUAAAACCACUCAGGUUCCCCAGUUCAUUCUGGAUGAAUGCAUCUGGAACAAUCGAGCAGCAGAGUGUAACAUUGUGGUGACUCAGCCUAGGAGAAUCAGUGCCGUUUCUGUGGCAGAGCGAGUAGCAUAUGAGCGAGGAGAAGAACCUGGAAAAAGCUGUGGCUACAGUGUGCGAUUUGAGUCCGUCCUUCCCCGUCCUCAUGCCAGUGUGAUGUUCUGCACUGUCGGUGUGCUCCUGAGGAAACUGGAAGCUGGCAUUCGUGGAAUUAGUCACGUAAUCGUAGAUGAAAUCCAUGAAAGAGACAUUAAUACUGACUUCCUUUUGGUGGUGCUACGGGAUGUGGUGCAAGCUUACCCCGAGGUGCGCAUUGUCCUCAUGUCUGCCACCAUCGACACUAGCAUGUUCUGCGAAUAUUUCUUCAACUGCCCCAUCAUUGAAGUCUAUGGCCGGACCUACCCCGUUCAAGAGUAUUUUCUGGAAGACUGUAUUCAGAUGACCCAGUUCAUUCCCCCACCAAGGGACAAGAAGAAAAAGGACAAGGAUGAUGACGGUGGUGAUGAUGACGAUGCAAAUUGUAACCUGAUCUGCAGCGAUGAUUAUGGACCAGAAACCAAGCGUUGUAUGGCCCAACUGAAUGAAAAAGAAACUCCAUUUGAGCUCAUUGAGGCGCUGCUAAAGUACAUUGAGACCCUAAACGUUCCUGGAGCUGUGCUUGUCUUCCUUCCUGGCUGGAAUCUGAUUUACACCAUGCAGAAACACCUAGAAAUGAACCCACACUUUGGGAGCCACCGAUACCGGAUUUUGCCUCUGCAUUCACAGAUUCCUCGGGAGGAGCAGCGCAAAGUUUUUGAUUCGGUGCCAGCUGGAGUAACCAAGGUUAUUUUGUCUACAAACAUUGCCGAGACCAGCAUUACCAUUAAUGAUGUUGUUUAUGUGCUUGACUCCUGCAAGCAGAAGGUGAAGUUGUUCACUGCUCACAACAACAUGACCAACUACGCUACAGUCUGGGCAUCCAAAACCAACCUAGAGCAGCGGAAAGGCCGAGCCGGUCGUGUGCGGCCUGGAUUCUGUUUCCAUCUCUGCAGCAGAGCUCGCUUUGACAGGCUUGAAACCCACAUGACUCCUGAAAUGUUCCGAACACCGCUGCAUGAAAUUGCCUUGAGCAUCAAGCUUUUGCGCCUGGGAGGAAUCGGUCAGUUCCUGGCCAAAGCCAUUGAGCCACCACCGCUGGAUGCUGUGAUUGAAGCGGAACACACUCUCAGAGAGCUUGAUGCACUGGAUGCCAAUGAUGAGUUGACACCUCUGGGGAGAAUCCUGGCUAAACUCCCCAUCGAACCUCGCCUGGGCAAGAUGAUGAUCAUGGGCUGCAUUUUCUACGUCGGGGAUGCUGUGUGCACCAUCUCUGCUGCCACCUGUUUCCCAGAACCCUUCAUUAAUGAGGGCAAGCGACUUGGUUACGUCCACCGGAAUUUUGCCGGGAGCAGAUUUUCGGAUCAUGUGGCCCUUCUGUCGGUGUUCCAAGCCUGGGAUGAUGCCAGAAUGGGUGGGGAAGAGGCAGAAAUACGCUUCUGUGAGCACAAAAGGCUUAACAUGGCUACACUCAGAAUGACUUGGGAGGCCAAAGUCCAACUCAAGGAAAUUCUGCUUAAUUCUGGCUUCCCAGAAGACUGUUUGCUGACCCAAGUAUUCAACAACACUGGGCCAGACAAUAACUUGGAUGUUGUGAUUUCCCUGCUGGCUUUUGGGGUGUACCCUAAUGUCUGUUACCACAAAGAAAAGCGGAAGAUUCUUACCACCGAGGGACGCAAUGCACUUAUUCACAAGUCGUCUGUCAACUGCCCCUUCAGCAGCCAGGACAUGAAGUACCCAUCUCCUUUCUUCGUAUUUGGAGAAAAGAUUCGCACACGGGCCAUCUCUGCCAAAAGCAUGACUUUAGUGAGUCCCCUGCAGCUGCUGCUCUUCGCCUCCAAGAAAGUUGUAUCUGAUGGGACGAUUAUGGUGUUGGAUGACUGGAUCAAGCUGCAGAUGUCUCACAAUGCUGCUGCCUGCAUCACUGCCCUCCGGGCAGCCAUGGAAGCCCUGGUGGUUGAAGUAACCAAAGAACCUGAAAUCAUCAGCCAGUUGGACCCUGCGAACGAGCGCAUGCUCAAUAUGAUCCGCCAGAUUUCCAGGCCCGCCGCAGCAGGCAUCAACCUCAUGGUUGGCAGCGCGAGGUAUGGCGAUGGCCCUCGCCCACCCAAAAUGGCUCGCUACGACAACGGAGGCGGGUACAGAGGAAGCCAGGGCGGUUCUGGCUAUCGCGGGGGAGGCUACGGCAGUGGAGGCUAUAGGGGUGGCUAUAAUUCCUAUCGAGGAGGUUAUCAAAGUGGAGGAGGAUACAGAGGAGGGUCAGGCGGAGGCUACAGUAGAGGGGGGUCUGGAGGAAGCUACGGUGGGAGCUAUGGCGGAGGCGGCUAUGGCGGAGGAGGCUAUGGUGGAGGAGGCUAUGGCGGAGGAAGCUAUGGCGGAGGAAGCUACGGCGGAGGAAGCUUUGGUGGAGGAAGCUUUGGCACAGGGAGCUUUGGCACAGGGAGCUUUGGUGGAGGGAGCUUUGGCGGAGGGAGCUGCGGAGGAGGAGGAGGAAGCUAUGGAGGAGGGAGCUUUGGGGGCUAUAGAGGUUUCAGAGGGGCUGGAGGAUUCCAAGGAGGGAACAGAGGUGGCUAUGGAGAUGGAUUUGGGGGGCAAGGAAGGGGAAGAGGAAGUUAUUAAAAGUGGUUAUUUUAGAAUCCAUACUCCCAUCUUCAGAUAGUCUUUAACUAUGCAUGAUGUUUUUUCCAAUAAAUUGUCAGUAAGUCGAGCCUAUUUUUCACUUCCUGUAGCUUCGUCAUUGUAGGUUAAAGAAAAAUAGAUGUACCAGUGAUUUUUGUUUACAUGAUGUAAGAUACUGAUCUAUUUCAGUAACACAGCUACUUUGUUCUUAAUUUGUUUUUGAGAUUAAUUUGAUAUGUAAAAUAAAGCAAAAGGUAAGGGUC
Tachyglossus aculeatus (Australian echidna) is the source of this 4441-nucleotide messenger RNA. It is a transcript of the gene DHX9, whose product is annotated as DExH-box helicase 9. The coding region runs from base 147 to 4178 and encodes 1343 amino acids. The record is from RefSeq and is a predicted model, not a curated record. NCBI's taxonomy places the organism in Eukaryota, Metazoa, Chordata, Mammalia, Monotremata, Tachyglossidae. The transcript is spliced from 28 exons. Gene Ontology annotation, molecular function: 3'-5' DNA helicase activity; 3'-5' DNA/RNA helicase activity; ATP binding. Gene Ontology annotation, cellular component: nucleolus; intracellular anatomical structure; ribonucleoprotein complex. Gene Ontology annotation, biological process: regulation of mRNA processing; positive regulation of transcription by RNA polymerase II.